CAGCUAUCGCCACAAUGGGAAAAGCAGCAAAGACGAGAAAGUUUGCCACCGUCAAGCGCAUGAUCAAGCCGAGCGACCCUCGACUGAAAGAGAAUGUCGAGAAGGCUGCAAAGAAGGCCGAAAAGGAGAAGGCCGCUGAGGAGCGAAAGGCUGUUGCCCAGGCAUCUUCAAGUCUCUUCUUGUCUCACAACUCUGACCUCGGACCCCCUUAUCGCAUCUUGGUGGAUACCAACUUCAUCAACUUUUCGAUCCAAAACAAGAUCGAGCUUGUGCAGGGCAUGAUGGACUGUCUGAUGGCAAAAUGUAUUCCUACGAUAUCGGACUGUGUUUUGGCCGAGUUGGAGAAGCUGGGGCCCAAGUACAGGCUUGCUUUGAAGAUCGCCAAAGACCCCCGGUUCGACCGAUUGCACUGUGACCACAGCGGAACCUAUGCGGAUGACUGCCUCGUUCAGCGAGUGACGGCCCACAAGUGCUACAUCGUAGCCACCGUGCGUCGUCCUCAUCACCAUAUGUCUGACCUGUACUGACAAAAGGUAGUGCGAUAGAGAUCUCAGAAGACGUAUAAGAAAGGUCCCCGGUGUGCCUCUCAUGUACGUCGUCAAGAGGAGAUACCAGAUCGAGAGAUUACCAGAUGGAGGCGCUUCGUUCAUCUAGAGCCAUUCAUUGGCAUCUGGACAUUGUAUACUUGUAUAUGUAACUGAUACAUCCACGACAAAGUGCAUGCUGUGGCAGCAAUCGGAGUUGGGACUGACUCGGACUCACAAAACGCCAACAGUGUAUAUGUUGCCACUCACCGCAGUGGCAAGAGGUUAGGAAAGAGUAGC
Cryptococcus amylolentus CBS 6039 is the source of this 824-nucleotide messenger RNA. RefSeq lists its product as hypothetical. The transcript is spliced from 7 exons. The record is from RefSeq and is a predicted model, not a curated record. Gene Ontology annotation, cellular component: nucleolus; small-subunit processome. Bases 15 to 527 code for a protein of 170 amino acids. Lineage: Eukaryota; Fungi; Basidiomycota; Tremellomycetes; Tremellales; Cryptococcaceae.